Molecule: messenger RNA, 2361 nt
Organism: Protomyces lactucae-debilis
Lineage: Eukaryota; Fungi; Ascomycota; Taphrinomycetes; Taphrinales; Protomycetaceae
Product: major facilitator superfamily domain-containing protein
Exons: 2
Coding region: 430-1941 (503 amino acids)
Biological process (GO): transmembrane transport
Cellular component (GO): membrane
Molecular function (GO): transmembrane transporter activity
Source: RefSeq, a predicted model, not a curated record
AUAUCUCGUGCCAGCAAAAUAUGUGAGCACGUCUUUCUACGAAUCUACCAUAGACUGACGGUUCUAGUCUUCCGGUACGGAGGCGCGGAAGCAUCUCAGUGUUGACCGUGCCCGGUGUUUUGUGCCAGGUCAUCUCAAGCAGCUGUGUCGGUAUUCGACGGCCCCAUUAGCUGUCAAAGACAAUGCACACAGCCUUGCCCAACGAGCACAGCCUCCUUUUGUGACACCUUUGUCGCCUUUACCCCAGACCGUACUCGCUUAUGCUACACUUGGGCGACACGACGCUCAGUCAGCACGCGCAGCGCUGCUGCUCUGGGCCCAUACCCGCCCAACUCCGGGGAGAAAAGUUGAGGAACAGACGUGUUCUUUAUAAAAGGUAGCUGUUCGCCCCAGUCCUGCUACUCCACAAGUCAAUUGGGAUCGCUCGACAUGCAGCCCCUUCAGCAAGUCGACACUGGUAAGCAGGACCGCGAGGAGUUUGUUGAAAACAUCUCCGAUGGCAAAUUGUCCAACCCAGACCUCCACUCCGGCAAUGAGGACUACUACAAGAGCUACAAUAUCAGCAAGAUCAUCCGCAAGAUGGACUUGCGCAUCUUGCCAGUGAUGUCGGCUCUCUACCUCAUGUCCUUCCUUGACAGAACCAACAUUGGUAAUGCCCGCAUUGCGGGCAUGGUUACAGACCUCAAGCUGCGUCCUGCGCAGUACAACUGGGCAGUGACGUCCUUCUUCUUCACAUACUUCAUUAUUGAAGCACCAUCUAACUUGAUGUUGAAGAAAUUCGGUGCCAAGAUCUGGCUGCCUUUCAUCAUGGUUCUGUGGGCAGCUUGCUGUCUUGGCCUCGGUUUCGUCACCAAUUACACAACCUUGCUCAUCACUCGUUUGGCUCUUGGUCUUGCCGAGGGAGGUCUCUUCCCCGGUGUUGCUUACUACCUCACUACAUGGUACCCGCGCUCCAUGAUUGCUUUCCGCAUUGCCAUUUUCUUCAGCGCAGCGACCAUUGCAGGAGGCUUCGGUGGUCUAUUGGCUUAUGGCUUCCAGAACAUGAACGGCCUUGGUGGCAAGACCGGAUGGGAGUGGAUCUUUAUCAUGGAAGGCCUGAUCACCUUCGCUGUUGCGAUCCUUGGGUAUUUCCUCAUCCCCGAGUCACCGAGCAAGGUCAAAUGGCUCAACCAAGAGGAACGAGAUGUUAUGUCUUGGCGUAUCGCUCACGAUGGUGACCUUCGCGUACCUAUGGACGACUCAUUCAGGUGGGCUUACGUUGGUGAUGCCCUCACCGACUGGAAGUUGUGGCUCAACUUGAUUACAUACUGGGGUGCUGCAGUGCCACUUUACUCUGUUGCUUUGACACUUCCCUCCAUCGUCCGCGGUAUGGGUUACACAUCGAUCGACUCAGCACAACUACACACUGUCCCUGUCUACAUUGUUGGCUGCGUUUUCGUUGUUCUUGCUGCUUGGGUUUCUGACAGGUGGAAGCGAUCGCCCGUUGUCAUCAUCAUGCUCUGUAUCGCAGUCCUCGGAUGGGGCCUUGCCCUCGGCUUGCCAGCUCGCAACAACGCUGCUCGUUACACGUCCAUGUUCUUUGCUUGCAUUGGUUCCUACGGAUCGUUCGUUCCUCAACUCGUCACAUUGACCUCCAACGUUGGUGGCAAGACCAAGCGUGCCACGGCCAUCGGUAUCCAAGUCGGUGUCGGUGGUCUUGCUGGUGGUGUUCCUCCUUGGCUCUUCCGUGCCAGCGAGGCACCCAACUACCCAUUCGGCUGCAAGAUCUCCAUGGUCUUUGCCAUUAUUGGUAUCGUCUCCACGUCCAUUAACUGGUUCCUCUUGACGAUUGCCAACAAGCGCAAGGAUGAAAUGAUCAGCUCUGGCCGUGCUGCUGAGCUCAGUGACAAGGAGCUUUCCGAGAUGGGCGACAGGUCGCCUUACUUCCGUUACAGCUACUAGACUGUGGAUCUGCUUUUAUUCAAUCUUUAUAUAUUCAAGAAUCUAGGUAGACGGAAUCUAUUGCUACAAUGAAUGAUAUGUAGCUUGAGAGCUAGCCGCAUCAUCUCCUCACCUCCCAGGAUGCUGCACCUGUACUCUAUGAAGCCGGAUGCCCAACUUAGCCCGUGUCCAGCCGCCUGAUUAAUUCAGAUGGUCAAAAGACCAAGAAUUGGAGUACACGUGCACAUCAAGAUGGCUCAACUUGGCUGCAGGGUGAGCUGCGAUCUUACCCGACAUCACUUCAGCUGCAGAAAGAUGCGCAUGAUUAAGUGCGCAACUAUUGAAAUUAUUUAAAAGGCUCAAGAUCCUGAAGGGAUGUUAAAUCUUGCAUCGCCGUCGAAUUAGAGCGCUGCGCUGAUGAUAACGACCUUGCGUCUACAC